AUGUCUGCACCAGACGGCCAAGGAAUGCGGGCGGUUAUUCUGGUGGGCGGCUUCGGCACUCGUCUCCGUCCGUUGACGCUGACAACGCCGAAGCCCCUCGUCCCGUUCUGCAACAAGCCGAUGAUCAUUCACCAAAUCGAGGCAUUGAAGGCGGUUGGCGUUACAGAAGUGAUUCUAGCUGUGGCGUACCGGCCGGAGACGAUGAAGGCUGAGCUGGACGAGUGGUCACAGAAGCUCGGUAUUUCCUUCGUCUUCUCUGUAGAGGAGGAGCCACUCGGCACGGCCGGCCCGCUUGGUCUCGCGCGCGAUAUCCUGCUGCAGGACGACAAGCCGUUUUUUGUGCUGAACUCCGAUGUCACUUGUAGGUUUCCGCUGCAAGAGCUUCUGAGCUUUCACCAGGCGCACGGUGGGGAGGGCACCAUCAUGGUCUCGCAGGUGGAGCAGUGGGAGAAAUACGGUGUUGUCGUGUACUCGCCUCAGACCUACCAGAUUGAGCGUUUUGUGGAGAAACCGAAGAAGUUUCUUGGAGAUCGAAUCAACGCCGGCAUUUACAUCUUCAACAAGAGCAUCCUGAAGCGCAUUCCUCCCUGCCGAGCGUCCAUCGAGAAAGAGAUCUUUCCUGUGAUGGCGUCAGAGGGUCAACUCUACGCGUUCAACGUGGAGGGCUUCUGGAUGGAUAUUGGCCAGCCGAAGGACUACAUUUUGGGCAUGUCCAAGUUUAUCGAGUCCUUGGUUAGUAGUGGCUGCGAGACGGAGCAGUUGCGCACGGAGGCAAAGGAGCACCAGAAUGGUAGCCGCUUUGCUGUGGUCGGCGCUUCUCUGAUUCACCCCACCGCAAAGAUCGGCGAUGGCGCCGUCAUUGGUCCCCAUGCUUCGAUUGGCGCCAACUGCGUUAUUGGCGAGUCGUGCCGUAUCAAUAACGCUGCCAUCUUAGAUAACACCAAGGUCGGCAAGGGUACCAUUGUGGUUUGCAGCAUAGUGGGCUGGAACAGCCGAAUUGGCAGCUGGUGCCACAUCGAGGGCACGUCUGUGCUCGGCGAUGAUGUCGAGGUCAAGGAUGGCGUUGUCCUCGUUGGGGCCAAGGUGCUUCCCAACAAGGAUGUCGGCGAUCACCACUUCGAGCCUGGGAUCAUCAUGUAG
Molecule: messenger RNA, 1140 nt
Organism: Leishmania braziliensis MHOM/BR/75/M2904
Lineage: Eukaryota; Euglenozoa; Kinetoplastea; Trypanosomatida; Trypanosomatidae
Gene: GDPMP
Product: GDP-mannose pyrophosphorylase
Exons: 1
Coding region: 1-1140 (379 amino acids)
Biological process (GO): cell wall mannoprotein biosynthetic process; GDP-mannose biosynthetic process
Cellular component (GO): cytoplasm
Molecular function (GO): GTP binding; mannose-1-phosphate guanylyltransferase (GTP) activity
Source: RefSeq, a predicted model, not a curated record